This is a messenger RNA of Hipposideros armiger (great roundleaf bat), 2306 nucleotides long. RefSeq names its product MIA SH3 domain containing (gene MIA). Gene Ontology annotation, molecular function: protein binding. NCBI's taxonomy places the organism in Eukaryota, Metazoa, Chordata, Mammalia, Chiroptera, Hipposideridae. Gene Ontology annotation, biological process: extracellular matrix organization. Bases 1840 to 2235 code for a protein of 131 amino acids. The transcript is spliced from 4 exons. The record is from RefSeq and is a predicted model, not a curated record.
UAUUCAGCAAUGAGGUAUGUAGCACUUUUUCUAGAAUGAUUUCAUGAACUUAAUUGUCAGGCCUCAUAGAUGGGAAAAAGAUGAUUUGACAGAAGUAGAAAAUUAACCACAAAAAUAAAUAGAAUAAGACGUAGUGUUACAUUCUCUGGAUAUUUUUUCCUGCCAAGGCUCUAAGUCCAAGCCUGCUCCUGCUCAGCUCUUUUCGUUAAAGAGGAAGAUGACUGAAGUAAUGAGACUUGUAGCACCAAAUGCAGACUUUCCCUGUAGGAGCUGAAUGGAAGGAGAAAGGGAUUGCUGGUGUCACUGAAAGACGACAGUGUUAUUGCGGAUGGCAAGUGGAAAUGUCUUGCCCACCACACUGGCAACCAUAGGUUCUGCGGUCAGCAGAUCCUGGUCUCUCCUGUCUGCUUGGGGGACUCCUUAGCUAUUACCCCACCCUGAGAGUCAUUUUCUUCCUGUGUAAAGAGGAACCUCUGUGUUAAACUGGUAUUGUUUGUACUCGCCACUCCCUUAACACACCUCCACUGCCAGACACCUAGCAAGCAACUGAGUAAAUUCAGCAGAUACUUGCUGAAUAAACUUAUGUGCUAAAUACUGUUCUUGGCAUAGGAUAUACAGUGGUGAAAAAAAUAGACAAGCUAAUUUCAAGUACUGUCUUCUGCUAUUAGCAAAAUAUGUCAUGGAGUGAUGGGGAGGCAGGGCUGGGGAACAGGAACUGGGUGACCCAGGAAAGCCCCUCGGAGGAGGCGACAUUUGAGUAGAGCUGUUUGAUGCAACUGUGGUACUUGGCUCUGGCUGUUGGUUAUGGAGAGAUGGUUUAGGCCCAGUCUUUGCCCCUGAUGAAUUCUUCCCCACCCCAAGCCUGUGUGUGUUCAUUCUCUUCUCCCCUCUCCAAAAAAGUUGGGGCUUAACGUCCCAGAGGUAAGAAUGCCCGGGGAAAGGUGGAUGCUCAGGAGGAGGAUCUCAGUAAGUGAGUCUCUGAAGCAGUUUUAGAGGUGAAACUUGAUUUCACAUCCUCCACUUCCUUAUUCUGACCUUGGGCAACUGAACUCCAAGCUCAGAGUGGGCCUGGAGCAAAAUCUAGCCCCUCCACUUCCCGGCCUGGUAACCGUAGACCAGUUCCGUAAGGCUUUGUGCUUCCCAUUUCCAUGUAAAAUGGGGUUAUUAUAGCUUCUCUUGAGAUGAUGCAGAGUAUCCAUUUGAGUUAAUAAGAAUACGUAAAUAAUAAAAAUAGUGAAUGCCCUAAAAUAUUAGCUUUUAUUCCUAUUUUACAGAUGAGAAAGGUUAGGCAUGAAGAGGAGAAAUAACUUAGCCCAGGUCACUCAAAAAGUGGUGAGGAUAGUCAUGACAGGGCGUUGCAUAGCCUAAGGCCCCACAUAAUAUUCACUCAGUACUUGAGAGCUGGGGCUAUUCCUGGCAAUCAAAGGGCUGUCUGUUCUGCCCCUCAGCACAGGAAAUUCCAAGGUGGUUUUCCAUGCUGGCUCCUCUGGUUCUGUCCCUGGAGGGCAUAGCGGAGGGGCCCAGGUACCCAAGCCGACUUAAGAUGGAAUUGAAUAUCUCAAUCUGCCUGUCUGGGCCUCUGUUGAGGGGGUAGCUGUCACUUGAAGUGGCCUGGGCUGCUUUGGGUCUAGCUGGGCAUUUCCUUGGGCGGGCAGCCCCUCACCCUAUCUUUGAAAUGGUUCUGGCUAGGUAGCAGCCUCUAGGUGGUGUGGGUGAAAUUCGGGACUUUUAGGGCGGGGACAAAACUGAGAACAUAGGUUUCCUUGUACUGCUGGAGAGAGGGAGGGCAGAGGAAAUUGGAGAUCCCAUUCCCCCCUUGGUCACUCCUCAUAGUCCAUAAUGGCUUGGUCCCGGGUGUUGCUUGGUGUCAUCAUCUUGCUGUCUACCUUACCAGGACCUAGUGUCGGGGGCCGCUCCAUGCCCAAGUUGGCUGACCGGAAGCUGUGUGCUGAUGAGGAAUGCAGCCACCCCAUCUCCAUGGCUGUGGCCCUUCAAGACUACGUGGCCCCUGACUGCCGAUUCCUGACCAUACACAGGGGCCAAGUCGUGUAUGUCUUUUCCAAGCUGAAGGGCCGAGGGCGGCUCUUCUGGGGAGGCAGUGUUCAGGGAGAUUACUAUGGAGACCUGGCUGCUCGCCUGGGCUAUUUCCCCAGUAGCAUCGUACGCGAGGACCAGACUCUGAAACCUGGCAAAAUCGAUGUGAAGACCGAUAAAUGGGAUUUCUACUGCCAGUGAUCUCAGCCUAUUGCUGUCCCUGCUGUUUUUUUUCUUCCCGGCUUUAUGCAAAUACAUCAGCCAAGUGCAAA